AUGAAUUUGGACAACAAGCCCUCCUACCCAAAUCCCGACUCAACGCUUCCUUUUUGGAGAAUAGAACCUCAUGAGUUGGACAGUUACCGCAGUAGCGAGAAUAUGCCAACCGAAUGUGACCUCGUGAUCAUUGGAGCAGGAUAUGCUGGCACAGCCACUGCUUAUCAUCUGUAUGAUGGCAACCCAUCGCCUCCAUCAAUCGUGCUGUUAGAAGCCCGUCAAGCAUGUUCAGGAGCCACAGCGAGGAAUGGCGGCCAUCUAAGACCAGAAGUCUACUUCGUUGCUCAUAUCCAAGCAAUCAAGAAGCUGAUCGAGAAAGAGCACAUUGACUGCGACUUUACUCUGACCCGGACCUUUGAUGUUUUCCUAGACGAAGAAUUCGCCAACAAGUCCAAAGAAGCGUACGAUAGCAUGGUAAAGAGAGGCUUGACUUCUAUUCAAGACGCGCACUUUACACCAGCAAAGUAUGCGGAACGAGUAUCCGGAGUCAAAGACGCCAAAGGCUGCUUCAGCUUCACCGCGGCGCAUCUCUGGCCUUACAAGUUCAUCAUGCAUCUUCUCGGCCUCGCAGUUGCCAAAGGGCUCAAUUUGCAGACCCAUACGCCUGUAACGCAUGUAACUUCGACUCCGGACGACGGCGAGCGCUACGCCGUCACCACUCCCAGAGGAAUCAUCACAGCUAAGAAGGUAGUCUUCGCCUCGAAUGGCUUCACGGCCGGCAUUCUUCCCGAGUACUCGCAGAAGAUCGUGCCUUGUCGAGGGAUAUGCAGCCGUAUUGUGGCGCCUGAUCCAAACAAGGCGCCUUAUCUGAACAAUACAUAUAGCUUGCGGACUGGCCAUGGCAUGUACGACUAUCUGAUUCCGCGGGUGGACGGAAGUAUUAUAGUUGGCGGCGCCAAAGCCACGAUGUCGAACGACAAAAGCGUGUGGUAUGACAACACUAAUGAUAAUGAGCUGAUUGAGCCUGCAAAGGAAUACUUCGAUGAAUAUAUGCAACGACGAUUUGUCGGGUGGGAAGAAAGUGGAGCCUAUGUGGACAAAGUGUGGACUGGGAUAAUGGGCUACACCUCCGACCUCCAACCGCAUGUCGGUCCAAUCCCCGGAAAGUCAAAUCAAUACAUCGUGGCCGGCUUCAAUGGCCACGGCAUGCCCAUCAUCUUCCUUGCCGCCAAAGGAGUUGCGGAGAUGAUCAGAAACGACAAGACGUUUGAGCAGACCGGGCUCCCGAGAGUAUACAGAACGACCGAGGAAAGACUGCACAGCGACAGAAAUGUCAUUUUUAACAAGGCUCAUUAG
Letharia lupina is the source of this 1296-nucleotide messenger RNA. RefSeq lists its product as uncharacterized. The coding region runs from base 1 to 1296 and encodes 431 amino acids. NCBI's taxonomy places the organism in Eukaryota, Fungi, Ascomycota, Lecanoromycetes, Lecanorales, Parmeliaceae. The transcript is spliced from 4 exons. Gene Ontology annotation, molecular function: oxidoreductase activity. Gene Ontology annotation, cellular component: cytoplasm. The record is from RefSeq and is a predicted model, not a curated record.